GCCACUGGUUUGGAAAUCGGUACAAACUAAUUGUAUGGCCAAGUUUUGAAUAACGGAUUUAAUGGGCUGUUUGUUGCUCGGAAAAUUACGCUAAUAAUCGCGCAUUAGCAGUUUCAACAGACAAUACCCUCACCUCGUACACAAGCAUUGUGAAAACUCCAUCGUCAUUCCCAAAGCAUGGAGAUGUGCAUUUUGCAGGGAAUAUGGAGCAUAAAUUUGCCGGAUAUUUGCACUACUUAGUUUUGAUUCUGAUCACCAUUGAUUUAAACAGAGCACAAGAUGAGGAAUGUGAAGGGUACAUGAAGCCACUGUAUUGCUACGAGUGUCAGACUUCCUCUGAUGAUCCUAACUACUGCUCCGACCCAUUCAACGCCACCAUGCUGGCCCAGAAUGUCUCUAUCUGUGAGGGACACUGUGUCAAGUGGGUCAGGCAGCCUCGUCCUGGUGAGAUGACGUACGUCAGGACCUGUUCCACACGACUGAACCUGAAACUGAUGAUCAACAUUGUCUGUAUGGAGGAAUCGCGCCCCAGUUCCGGACUUCUCUGUUUCUGUAAGGAACCUCGAUGCAACUCGUCGGCUAAGAUGCAAUUUUCGGUUUUAGCAUUUAUAUGUGCUUUUAUUGUGAUAUUAAGAGAAAAGACAUGAAGUCAUGUUUCAUUGAGACGUGACAGACUUCGUAUAUUCUUACAUGGAUGUUCUAGAUGGAUUUAGAACUUUUGUGCAUAUGUAAACACUAAAUUGCAUUCUUCAUGCAGUGCACUUUUCCGUGCACUUUUUAAUACAGUGAACGUUUCCGUGCAUUUUUCCAGACAGUGCACGUUUUCGUGCAAAAUCGAGAUUUUGUAUGACACCGUCACGUGUAUAUUAUAAAUUGCGAGUUACAUGUAUAUCAAUAACACAACACGUUCAGUGUAUAUGACAAUAUGGAGUCAUCGGUUUUUGUGCGAGGGCAUUUGACGACUUUAUAAGCCUUAAUCAAAAAGUCAUGCAUGUGUUAUGACUGCUCUGGGAAACUAGUGGUUAAGAGUGAGGAGUGAUUAUGACGUGAGAAGAUUGCGACUUUUUAAUUGGAUCAUUUAAACAUUGGAUCAUUUGAAUAUUGCACGUUGUUGUUUCUUGUACACAUAGUACAGUAACUUUUAAUCACUACUGGAAUAUGCAACUGAAGGAUGAAAUAAUCACUUUUACACACAUCUUCAUCAGUGAAUUUUUAGAUUUUGCAGCGUUAGCAUCGAUUCAAUAUAAAACUGUUCAUAGAUACUUAUUAAAUGUAUAUAAUUUCACUUUCACAGCCACAGUGUGUAAAACGUUCCCUGCAAUUAAUAUUCUAAUUUACAGUUAAAUACAAUACAAUGACAAUCACAACACAGCUAUAAAUAUGUUCGUUGAAUUAAAGAUGUUCAC
Messenger RNA from Magallana angulata, 1406 nucleotides. RefSeq lists its product as uncharacterized. The transcript is spliced from 5 exons. NCBI's taxonomy places the organism in Eukaryota, Metazoa, Mollusca, Bivalvia, Ostreida, Ostreidae. The coding region runs from base 204 to 647 and encodes 147 amino acids. Gene Ontology annotation, biological process: regulation of synaptic transmission, cholinergic; sleep; positive regulation of voltage-gated potassium channel activity. The record is from RefSeq and is a predicted model, not a curated record.